Messenger RNA from Pisolithus orientalis, 3752 nucleotides. Its product is annotated as RecF/RecN/SMC. Gene Ontology annotation, cellular component: chromosome. The transcript has 16 exons. The record is from RefSeq and is a predicted model, not a curated record. Lineage: Eukaryota; Fungi; Basidiomycota; Agaricomycetes; Boletales; Pisolithaceae. Gene Ontology annotation, biological process: mitotic sister chromatid cohesion. Gene Ontology annotation, molecular function: double-stranded DNA binding; cohesin loader activity; ATP binding. Bases 117 to 3731 code for a protein of 1204 amino acids.
AGCCAUUGAGCACGCAUCGCCGGGAACACUUACAUUUUGCGGAACAGCUAGGUUGGUACGCGAACGUUGCGUUCAUUCGUACGCGGUGCCAGUCAGUGUGGACCAGUGCCACAAGAAUGUACAUCAAGACUCUGACAAUCCAGGGGUUCAAGUCUUACCGUGACCAGACGCAAAUCGAACCAUUCUCUCCGAAACAUAACGUGGUUGUUGGCAGGAAUGGGUCCGGGAAGAGUAACUUCUUCGCAGCCAUUCGUUUCGUGUUGUCUGAUGCAUACACAUCUAUGACACGAGAGGAAAGACAAGCAUUGUUACAUGAGGGUGUUUCUGUGACCACUACAUUGUCCGCGUUUGUUGAGAUCAUCUUUGACAAUUCCGACAACAGAUUCCCCACCGGUAGAGAUGAGGUCAUUCUUCGAAGAACCAUUGGAUUGAAGAAAGACGAGUACAGUCUCGACAAGAAAAGUGCAAGCAAAGCAGAUGUCAUGAACCUCCUUGAAAGUGCAGGUUUCAGCAAGUCGAACCCGUACUACAUAGUGCCACAAGGCCGAAUCACAGCCUUGACGAACGCUAAGGAUCAUGAACGACUAGCGCUCUUGAAAGAGGUAGCAGGGACUAAAGUCUACGAGCAACGACGCACAGAAUCUCUUCGUAUUAUGGCCGAGACCGACGCAAAGCGAACCAAAAUCAACGAGCUCUUAGAUUAUAUCGAGUCCCGACUGACAGAGUUGGAAGAAGAAAAGGAGGAGUUACGUGAAUUCCAGGAAAAAGACAAGGAACGCCGUUGUCUGGAGUAUGCCCUCUACCAACGCGAACUCGAGGAAGUAGGUGAGGCCCUCGAGGAGAUUGAGGAGGAGAGGAGAGGAGAGGUCCACGGAGCAAACGUUCGACGUGAACUCUUCGAAGGUCGCGAGAAGGAGAUACAACGCCUUGAGCAAAAAAUUUCGCAGACAAAGCACGCGUUGUCUACUUCUACAAUUACUCGACAGGACGCGCAAGCAGAACUCACCGAUCUUGUUCGUGCACGCACGGAACUGGAGUGCAUUGUUGCUGACCUUCAGUCUGCCGGAAUGCAAGAAAGUGGUCGGCGCGCAGAGCUGGAACUCGAGAUCGCAGCAGUUGAGCAGCAGACUUCUGCGAAGGAACGCGAUUUGGCAGCAAUAAUACCGCGAUGGAAUGACUAUCGCGCACGAGAAGUUGCUGAGAAGCGUAAGAUGGAAGAAGCCAAGGCCCAACUUAAUGCUCUCUUUGCUAAGCAGGGUCGUGUAAAGCGAUUCCGGACAAAGGCUGAGCGCGACAAUUAUCUCCAUCAAGAAAUAGCGUCCCUGGAGUCUUAUCAAAAGAAUCGUGUUUCGGUUUUCGAGUCCUCGAGGAACGAUUUGAACUCGACGCGAGAUGGAUUAUCCGAAGUUACACGUCGAAUAGAGAAUAUUCAAGGCACUGUCGAAGAUGGGAAAAAACGCGUGCGGGAUUUGGGCGAACAGCUUUCGGGGUUGAAAGAUAAGCAAAGUGAGCUCAGUGAACGCCGUAAGGAGUUGUGGCGGGAAGAUUCGAAGUUAGAUGGUUUGCUCGGACAUGCAGCAGAUGAACUAAAAUCUGCAGAGCGUAAUUUGGCGUCUAUGAUGGAUAAGGAUACUGGCUCAGGCCUUCGAGCUGUCGAUAGAAUCGCUGAGAGACACAGCCUCGAGGGGGUAUAUGGACCCCUGUAUCGGCUCUUGGACAUUCCCGAUCCGACAUUCAACACCGCAAUCGAGCUUACGGCCGGUAACAGCCUGUUUCACGUCGUCGUCGAUACUGAUGAAACAGCCAGCAAGGUUCUGGACAUCAUGUUGAAAGAAAAGACUGGCCGAGUGACAUUUAUGCCCCUCAACCGUUUAAAACCUAAGACGGCAACACUUCCUCCGAAUCAAGAUGCGCUUCCUCUGCUCGAGAAGAUGCGGUUUGAUGCCACGCAUCAAAAAGCUUUCCAGCAGGUGUUUGGGAAGACGUGGGUAUGCCGCGAUUUGACAGUUGCUGCGGCAUAUGUCAAGAGUCAUGGUGUCAAUACCAUUACGCUAGACGGUGACAAAGUUGAUAGGAAAGGUGCGUUGACUGGUGGAUACUAUGAUGUCCGGAGGUCUCGCAUCGAGGCAAUCAAGAACAUCGCUUUGUGGAAAGCCAAAUACGAUGCUGACAAGAAACGGUCGGAGGAGGUGAAGUCUGCUAUAACGAUAACUGACCAGGAGAUCACAAGGAUCACCGGCAAGAUUCAAGUGUUGACGAUUCAGCAAGCGCAAGCCCGGGAGACGAGAGAAAACUCCCUUCAGGACUGGAACUCUCUUAACAGAGAACGGGAACGUCUCGAAGCGCGUUUACUCGCUCUCGAAAGUGAGAUUAACGACCUUGAGACAGAACUUAGUGGUAUUUCGGCGCGUCUGCAAGGCUACCGUGACGAGUUGUCCACCCCCGUUACUCAGACGCUGACUGAUGAGGAGGCAAAGAUGAUGGAUAGCCUUGGGAUUGAAGUCGAGGAGCGUAGGCGACAGGUACUGGACCUCGUCAGGGCCCGAACUGAGUUGGAUGGCCAGAAGAACUUGUUGGAGAUUGAGCUCAGCGAGGGUCUGCGUCGCAGACACAGAGAAAUGCAAACGAAGCUAGAGGCGUUGGGUGAAGCUGAUGGUGAGGAUGGCGGCUCAAAGCAAAGCUUGGAAUCUCGGCUUCGUGAGCUCAAAUCACUAGGUGCUUCUAUAAAUGCAGCAACCAAGCGGUCUCAUGACGCUGAUAAAGAGUUCGAGAAGCUUACUAGCGAAUUUCAGGAACUUCGUUCGAAUUUGGAGAAUGCCCAACAGCAGCAAUCUGAAGAUAGUCGCAGUGUCACGAAACUACAGAAGAAUACCGAACGCUACCUGGCCAAGAAGCAGAUGCUCUCAACACGGAAGGACGAAUGUAAUCGCAACAUUCGCGACCUCGGAGUGUUACCUGAGGAAGCCUUUGAAAAGUACACCAACGAGAAACUGGACAGGCUGGUCAAGAAACUUCAUACAGUCAACGACGGCCUGAAAAAGUUCGCUCAUGUGAACAAGAAAGCUUUUGAACAGUAUAAUUCCUUUACGAAGCAACGCGACCAGCUCCUUCAGCGUCGAGAAGAUUUGGACAAGUCUGCAACUUCUAUCGAGGAACUGGUUCACGUUCUUGACCAACGGAAAGACGAAGCUAUAGAGCGCACGUUCAAGCAGGUGGCAAGCAAUUUCGAGGAAGUAUUUGACAAGCUGGUGCCGGCGGGCAGGGGCAGGUUAAUUAUACAGCGUCGAAUUGACCAGGACGACGAAGCAAUGGACGAAGCGGAUGACACUCAGCAGAGUUCGAUCGACAACUAUACGGGUGUCGCAAUCAAGGUGUCGUUCAAUUCGAAAGUUGACGAAGGGUUGCGAAUACAACAGUUGUCUGGUGGGCAGAAGUCUUUGGUGGCCCUCGCACUGGUAUUUGCAAUACAGAAGUGCGACCCGGCUCCAUUCUAUCUGUUUGAUGAGAUCGACGCGAAUCUCGACGCUCAGUACCGUACUGCGGUUGCAAACAUGAUCAGCUCGCUCUCGGACACUGCGCAAUUCAUCACCACUACUUUCCGUCCUGAAAUGCUGGUCACUGCAGACAAGUUCUAUGGUGUCUUGUUUAAUAACCAAAAGGUUAGCACGAUCAGGAGUAUAAAACGCGAGGAAGCCAUGGAGUUUGUUGAUCAAGAAGCUCAAGCUCAGUGAUACUCUACGCUCUGCUGUUGG